Messenger RNA from Antechinus flavipes (yellow-footed antechinus), 7034 nucleotides. RefSeq names its product potassium voltage-gated channel subfamily Q member 5 (gene KCNQ5). Gene Ontology annotation, biological process: transmembrane transport; potassium ion transport. The transcript has 15 exons. The coding region runs from base 80 to 2929 and encodes 949 amino acids. The record is from RefSeq and is a predicted model, not a curated record. Gene Ontology annotation, molecular function: voltage-gated potassium channel activity. Gene Ontology annotation, cellular component: membrane. Lineage: Eukaryota; Metazoa; Chordata; Mammalia; Dasyuromorphia; Dasyuridae.
CUCCAUCCACGCCGUCCCGCUCGCAUGAGACCGUUUUCCCCGCCGCUGGCGCCCCCCUCCCCGCGCCCGUGGUGAUGCCAUGCCCCGCAACCACGGGGGAGGAGAUGAGGGCGGCUCCGCCGGGCUCUGGCUGAAGAGCAGCGCGGCAGCGGGCGGGGGGCGCCUGGCUACGGGCAUGAAGGAUGUGGAGGCGGGCCGGGGCCGCGUGCUCCUGAACUCGGCUGCCCGCGGAGACGGCUUGCUGCUGUUGGGCACCAGCGCCGGCGCGCUCGGCGGCGGCGGCGGCGGCGGUGGCGGCUUCAGGGAGAACCGCCGGGCGAAGCACGGAGCCCGAAUGAGCCUGCUGGGGAAGCCGCUGGCUUACAACAGUAGCCAGAGCUGCAGGAGGAACGUCAAGUAUCGGCGGCUGCAGAAUUAUCUGUACAACGUACUGGAGAGACCCCGAGGGUGGGCGUUCAUCUACCACGCGUUCGUUUUUCUCCUUGUCUUUGGUUGCUUGAUUUUGUCAGUGUUUUCUACCAUUCCCGAGCACACAAAAUUGGCCUCUAGUUGCCUCUUGAUUCUGGAGUUUGUGAUGAUUGUUGUCUUCGGUUUGGAAUUCAUCAUCCGUAUCUGGUCGGCUGGUUGCUGCUGUCGCUACAGAGGAUGGCAAGGAAGAUUGAGAUUUGCCAGGAAGCCAUUCUGUGUUAUAGAUACCAUUGUUCUCAUCGCUUCAAUAGCAGUUGUUUCUGCAAAAACUCAGGGUAAUAUUUUUGCAACAUCUGCACUCAGAAGUCUUCGUUUCCUACAGAUCCUCCGCAUGGUGCGUAUGGACCGAAGAGGAGGAACUUGGAAAUUAUUAGGUUCAGUUGUCUAUGCUCACAGCAAGGAAUUAAUCACAGCUUGGUACAUAGGAUUUUUGGUUCUUAUUUUUUCAUCUUUCCUUGUCUACCUGGUGGAAAAGGAUGCAAAUAAACAGUUUUCUACUUAUGCAGAUGCUCUCUGGUGGGGCACAAUUACAUUGACAACGAUUGGCUACGGAGAUAAAACUCCCCUAACUUGGCUUGGAAGAUUGCUUUCUGCAGGGUUUGCCCUCCUUGGCAUUUCUUUCUUUGCGCUACCCGCUGGUAUUCUUGGCUCAGGGUUUGCAUUAAAAGUACAGGAACAGCACCGUCAGAAACACUUUGAGAAAAGAAGGAAUCCAGCUGCCAGCCUAAUUCAGUGUGUAUGGCGUAGUUAUGCAGCUGAUGAGAAAUCAGUUUCCAUUGCUACCUGGAAGCCUCAUUUGAAGGCCUUGCAUACCUGCAGUCCUACCAAGAAAGACCAAGGGGAAACAUCCAGCAGUAAGCUCUGUAGUAAUAAACAGAAGCUCUUCAAGAUGUACACCUCUCGGAAACAUAGCCAGAAGCUAAGUUUUAAAGAACGGGUGCGAAUGGCUAGCCCAAGAGGUCAGAGUAUCAAGAGCAGACAAGCAUCAGUGGGAGACCGCCGAUCUCCAAGCACGGACAUCACAGCUGAGAGUAGCCCAACCAAAGUGCAGAAAAGCUGGAGUUUCAAUGACCGAACUCGCUUCCGACCUUCCCUACGUCUCAAAAGUUCUCAGCCAAAGCCAGUAAUAGAUGCUGACACUGCUCUUGGAACAGAUGAUGUAUAUGAUGAGAAAGGAUGUCAAUGUGAUGUUUCGGUAGAAGACCUUACACCACCACUGAAAACUGUCAUUAGGGCCAUCAGAAUUAUGAAGUUUCAUGUUGCAAAAAGGAAGUUUAAGGAGACAUUACGUCCCUAUGAUGUGAAAGAUGUCAUUGAACAAUAUUCUGCUGGACAUCUGGAUAUGCUCUGUAGAAUCAAGAGUCUUCAAACACGCGUUGAUCAAAUUCUUGGAAAAGGGCAAAUUACAUCAGAUAAGAAGAGCCGAGAGAAAAACACUGCAGAGCUAGAAACUGCGGAUGACCUCAGCAUGCUAGGUCGUGUGGUCAAGGUUGAGAAACAGGUACAGUCUAUAGAAUCAAAACUGGACUGCCUCUUGGACAUAUAUCAACAGGUCCUAAGGAAAGGCUCUGCAUCAGCCCUGACUUUGGCUUCAUUUCAAAUUCCACCGUUUGAAUGUGAACAAACAUCCGAUUAUCAAAGUCCUGUGGACAGCAAAGACCUGUCCAGUUCCGCACAAAACAGUGGCUGCUUAUCCAGGUCGGCCAGUGCCAAUAUCUCCCGAGGCCUGCAGUUUAUACUUACACCAAAUGAGUUCAGCACUCAGACUUUCUAUGCUCUCAGCCCAACUAUGCAUAGCCAAGCAACACCGGUGCCAAUGAGUCAAAGUGACGGACCGGCAAUGGUGGUCACCAACAACAUUACAAACCAAAUACACCAGGUGACCAAGCCAGUGGCCCCCACCACCUUACAGAUCCCCCCUCUCCCAGCCAUCAAACAUAUCCCCAAACCUGAGCCCAUACAGAUAAGCCCUGCCACCAUGCAGGAGAGUAUCUCCGACGUCACUGCCUGCCUCGUUGCCUCAAAGGAAAGCGUUCCAUCUAUACAGUCCAACCCAACCAAGGAUCGUUCCCUGAGAAAAAGCUUUGACAUGGGAGGAGAGACCCUGCUGUCUGUUCGCCCUCCAGUACAAAAAGAUUUGGGCAAAUCAUUAUCUGUACAAAACCUAAUCAGAUCGACGGAGGAACUGAAUGUGCAGCUUUCAGGUAGUGACUCGGGGGGCUCCAGAGGCAGCCAAGAGUUUUAUCCCAAAUGGAGAGAAUCCACUUUAUUUAUAACUGAUGAAGAAGUGGGCCUAGAAGAGACAGAAACUGAGACUUUGGAUAGCAUUUCUCAGCCUGCCAAGGAAACAGCUUUCCCUUCUGACUCUCUAAGGACUGGAAUGUCAAGAUCAUCUCAAAACAUUUGUAAGGCAGGGGAAAGUCCAGAUGUACUCAGCUUGCCUCACGUCAAACUUAAAUAAUUUCUUGAUUUUCUUUCUAGGCUUAGCACUUCCUUUAGCCAUACAUAUCAUUGCAUGAACUAUGUUGAAAGCCCUUUUUAAAAGAUAAAAUAAUGAGAAUCAGGAAGAAUAAGAAAGGCAGUUUAAGAGCCCAUUAUCUUCUAAUUGCAUGAAAAUGCAUGUUUCAGAGAUGGCUGAAAUUCCAAGGUACACCAACAUUAACCCAUUCAUUUAAUAAUAAGGUACCAGAGGUUAAAAUCCUGAAGGAAAAAAAAAAUCUUACACAGCUAAUGCUAUGGGCUAGAUUAAAAAAAAAAAAAGCUAAUAUUUGAACAUUUACAAAAACUGAUACUGUAUUUUGAAAGUAUGAAAGUAAACAUCUUCAAAUUUAAAGCACUUUUGCUUUAUGGUUAAAUACAAAAAUAUUAUUUUCCAAACUGGGCCAUUGUCUAUGUUUAUAGACAUAUAAACUCCUGAGGCUGACAAGAAAAGCAUAUAUCAGAUUAGAAAUAGCUCCCAUCACAAGAUAGACAUGUUGCCGUUCCAAGGCCAUCAUUUAUCUUUUAAUGUAGUUUAGAAUGUUGAUUUCUGUAAUUUUGGGGUGACUUAGUGUUGGAGUAAAUGAGUUUACACACCAUUUUCAGAUAGUUUUUUGCACUAAGAACAUUCUUUUUCUAUGAAAUGUGCAAAUGAAGAGGUUCAAAGUCAAUAGCAAAAGCAAACAAACUAGCCCAGUGAAGGGGAAUAUCAGGUAUAGAAAAAGAUCUUCCGUGAUAAUCAAAUCAAUGAUGGCCAACUAAAAUGGGAAAUGAUUGAUUCUAGGCUUGGAAUUGUAGCAACAAUUGACUUCUGCACAACCAACUCAUUCAACCAAGACUGUCCAGGAAGAUGGCCAAAGUUAACUGGUCUGACUGCUGCAUGGUCCACUUAUUCCAGUCAUGGAGGCACAGCCUUCAAUCUUGUCAUGUCAAUGCUGCUUUUAAACUCUUCUAAGACUAAUGUGUUUUAACAAUAAAGCCCUCUCAGGAAAGGGGGUAUAAUGUUAUUGUUCCCUAUCUCUGAAGGGAGCUGUUACUUUCCCAUAAAGCUGACAGUGUAGAACAUACAAGACAGAUGGAGAAUUUAGAUGGGCCUGAAGUAAGAUAAAAGGUGAAUGAAAUAAAAGGAAAUAAUCAGGAAAUAUAAAAUCAAUGGCUUACUCCCAGGGGGGGGGAAGAGGCCCAAAGGAAGAAGUGAGCAAAACAAAACAAACCAAUGAAAAAUAUAUAAUAGGAGCAGAUCAAAAGAUGAAAGAGCAGUGUUAUUUGAGAAUUCUUAUAUUUCCCCAAUAUUUAAUAGAUUCAACAUGCAAAUUCCCCCUCCCUUAUCUUUUUUUAGGUGGGAAGGGAGGUCUCCCUGUUUUACCCAAACUAGAAAUGCAAUGGUCAUUAAAAGAUCCAAUCUCAAUACUUAUCAACACAGAAGAUUUAACCUACUCUACUUUUCCAGCAUGAUUUGGUUUGCCCAGCCUUAGGCAGAUUUGUGGGCCCCCAUUAUUAGGAGUCCACCAUAUUAGUGCCUGACAUAGUCGGAACACCAGAAUAGCUUAAUGCAGUAAUCCACCAGCCUCAGUCUUCCCAACUUCAAGAAUUAUAGGUAUGCACCACCCACUUUGAGCUGAAAUAAUUUUUUUUUCAUAUUAAAAAAAAGCUAAAAUUAUUUGGAAGCAUCUUCAUUGCUGAAUGUUACUAAUGGCCUCUCUUCAAUGCCAGAGUAAUCUGCUCCAAUGUGAGCAUAUUCUCUAUAUAAAUAUCUAAAUGCAAGGUGCCUCCAUAUUUUAUACACUUAAAGAAAGGUUUGUGUACCAUACAAGAAUGUCAUUCUUGGGGCAGCUAGAUGGCACAGUGGAUAGAGCAGUCAGGAGAACCCGAGUUCAAAUCUGACCUAUGACACUUAACACUUCCUAGUUAGGUGACCCUAGGCAAGUCACUUAACUUCAAUUGCCUUACCAAAAAAAAAAAAAAAAAAAAACAUCAAGAAUGCCCCUCUUAACCUGGGAGCUUCUAUCCUCUGUUCUGAAAAUUCAGUCAGAAAUCUGCCAAGAUUAGAAGGGACAGAGAAUCAAAAUGCAUAAUGCAACAGAAACCAGGCAGAAUAAUACAGAAACCAGGCAGAAUAAUGCAACAGAAACCAAGCAGAAAGUCUAAAGAGAAAAUAAAGAUGAAAAAGCCACUUUAUCCGAGUAAAAGCAGCCCUUUGUCAGUCCCAGAGAGUAAGCACUGAUUGCUGUGGGAAACCAGUGUAGUAAGUUGCCCAAAGUAGCUGGAGGAAUUCUAGACUAUCUGUCCCUUCAAGGUACCAUAUCACAGCUAAAUUUAAAGGGCAAAGAAAAAGGGGUAUUGCUAACAACAUUCUAAUAUGCUUCCAAAGACAGCUGGACUAAAUUUACUUUCAAUCACACAUGCACUCAGAAACAGGUUGUGCUUUUGUCUAUUUGUAUAGUCAAAUCUAUUAAUGAAUGCUUCCCUGUAACAUUUAUUGUAUAUUGCAGCCAUAGCCUCAGAUUAGCAGUGAAAGAAUGGCCAGAGGAACAUGUCCUCAGUCUGUGUCUAAGAUUUUUUUUUCCAUAAAAUUUCUUAAAUCCCAUAUAACCAUCUUCUUCAACAUGUGGGUUUCACAGAUACUAGCAAGUAAGCUUUCUUAUCUAACUCCUUCAUCUCUUUCUCUCACUUGGAGCUAUUUUAUUUUUCAAUUUCAAGAGCUGUUCACAGACCUCCUAUCCCUAUUUCACUUCUGAAUCCCCCAUUUAGCCUUAGCCAGGCUCCAACCAAGUCAGACCUCUGCCCUACCUUAAGCCUCACAUAUUCCAUGCACUUAGUGGGCUCUCAAUAUUAAUGGAUAUAUUAAUAAAUAAGCAAUUAACAAAUAUUAAUGAAUAGGAAGGAAAAAAGGAGACACAACUUUCAGGUAGCACUGGUUCCUGGACCACUUGUGCUGGAUCAAACCCCCACUGGCAGCAAGAAUUCUGAAUGUAUGGGGACACCUACCAAGGCCGCGGGUUUGGCACAAUUUAACCAUAGGAGUAUAUAGCAUCCAAACCAGAUGUGCCGGCACAUCUGGUCUAUAAUCUAUACACGCCUAUGAGUUUAGCCCUUAGGCCAGACCUGGUUAGAAAUUAAAAUCAUUUUUAAAAAAGGAAAAGAAAAAUCACCUGUCCCAGCAGUUUUAAUCAUGGCUAAACUCUGUAAACUGUAUUGUGAAGAACUUGAACUGUUUACUUUGAAUAUGUGAUCACCGCUGCCUCCAUCUUUCUUUUUACAUAAGAAUUAUUGAAUACUAUAUGAUAAACUUAUUAUGUGAAAGUACAUGCAUCCUGUAGGACUAUAUAUAAUGUAUUGUAAUAUGGAUCCUAUGAGAUAUGGGUGAUGGUCCCAGAUUCAUACUGGGUCAAAUUACGGUUGGGAAAUUCCACAGGGUGUCUUGAAGCACAAUUAGCCAAGCACUGAGUAACCAUUUAACUUUUUCUAAAUUUGAAUUUUCCUACUUUCUUCGAUAUGUUCAUCUGGACAUGAUAAUAUCUGAUCACAAACACCACUUUUGUGUAAUCAACCAAGGUUUUCAAACAUUUCAGAUGUCUCAUCAGAAUACUACACUUCUGUCCAUCUGAACUAAUUGACAGAUUUCAAAUAUUGUUCAAACAAACUUUAUCAAAAUUUUGAGGCUUUGUUUUUGCUUGUGUUUUACGGUGCCUUCCUCGUUUCCCUUUGGUUCCCGCAGAGGUCAGAGAGUUCUAAAUCUGUAGAUAGGAAGAGGUAAUGGAAAAGACAAACUUGGGCCUAGAAAACCCAAGUUAGUGAGGAAGAAGUAUGAAUUAUGAUGAGAAUUGGGCAGAGUGCAGCUAAACUAAUGAGUUUACCCUUAGGCUUUCCUUUCAUUUAACAGGAACAAGAAAGGGUCAUUCACAUUAAAUUAUCUCACAAAAGUUGGUAUUUUCGCCUUAAAUAACAUGCUUGUGUUCUCUUAAGAGUAACUUAAUUUAUUUAAUAUAAUUGUGUGCACUUCAAUGAGCAUUUCUAAAAUUCAUGUAUGACAAUGGAAUUAAUUGUCUUUUUCUCAAGAACAAAUAAAUCAGGAAUAUCACAAUGGA